Molecule: messenger RNA, 2302 nt
Organism: Labrus bergylta (ballan wrasse)
Lineage: Eukaryota; Metazoa; Chordata; Actinopteri; Labriformes; Labridae
Gene: rbm18
Product: RNA binding motif protein 18
Molecular function (GO): RNA binding
Source: RefSeq, a predicted model, not a curated record
ACGUAUUACAGCAUCGCCGAGCGCCUUUGUUGUUAGACUGUAGCAAGGCGACUGUUUAUCCUUCUGAGCUAGCUGACACACUCCGUUUUUUUUGUUUUUUACUAGGAAGCACAAAGUUAGAUUGAGAUGAUUCGUGUUACGCUUUGACGUAAUUGAAUCACGCCGAAAGUGGGAUCCAUCAUGUCGUGCUAAGGUCGAAGAAGUCAGCUGCUUUCAAAAGGAAGUUUGUCCCAUCGAGGAGAGUACACAUGUCGUCUGCCGCAGGGACAGUGGAAAAUGCCUCCAUCAUUUCAGAGAGUGCGGCCCAUGAUGGAAACCGAUUAUGGAUAGGCAACAUUGAUCCCAAAAUCACAGAGUAUCACCUGGUGAAGUUGUUGGAGAAGUUUGGCAAUGUGAAACAGUUUGACUUCCUGUUUCAUAAGUCUGGGCCUUUGGAGGGACAACCUCGAGGCUACUGCUUUGUAAACUUCAACACCCGAGAGGAGGCAGAGAGGGCCAUUCAGUGUUUAAAUGGGAAGCUAGCUUUGUCCAAGAAGCUGGUGGUGCGCUGGGCGCACGCACAGAGGUUCGAAGGUUUCCGUAAUGAGAAGACAAUGCCCCCGAGCCUUGAACCUUCGUGCAGCGGCGCUGCGGAGGAAGGAGCCGUAGCCGCAAACCACCUCAGUACGAGUGCAAAGAUCCGCGCCAUCGAGGCCAAGCUGCAGAUGAUGGAGGAGAAUCCAGACGAUGACUACUCAGGCCCGUCAGCGUACGUUCACAACAAACCGCCGGAGAGGAAGCGCUGGGAGCCGUACUCUAAAUCCCACCACAAUAAUCAGAGCAGACCCUUCCGCAAGUUUAGGAGAUGACCCAUCAUUUCUGGAGAAUCCCCUCCCUCCGUCUCUACACACCUCAUCUCCCACCUACACAUAAACAGACUCUACACUAGAUGCUAUAAAGACUAUACACAUGCUGUAUGGGAAUAAACAUUUUGAAGUUCUUCUUGAUACUUUGAAACACAGGACUCUUCUGGAGGUAAUUGAAGCAAUCAUGGACAAGAAUUUUAAGUGGUUUCUUUUUGUUUUUGUUUUGCAGUUAUCAUUCAGCCGAUCCCGACUGCCAUGCAGGUUUAAUCCCGCAUAAAUCUUUCUGCUUCCUCACUUAUGCAGAGAUUUAUUUCAAGGGGAAUCCAACAGCCAAGAGUCACACGAUGCGAAGAAAGACAUGUCUUCAUAGUUUAUAUAGUCUAAAUGAUCGCUCUGUUUUUGACAUGGUUUUACUUUCCGUUUACAAAAUAUAAAUGUGGAAAUACGUUGUUUUUCCAAGACUAAGACAAAGAGGAAUUAAAACAUAGAUUUAUAACAGGUUGGUACUCAUGGAGAUUAUACAAUAAGCCACAAGCCUCUCAGCGACAACUACUGUAAGUUGCAGUAUUUUGUGUUUUUUUUCCCUUUUUUUUGUCUCAGAUCCAAUUUUUUAUACGACUGAUCUUUUUACUGAAUUAAUGUGGUGUGAAGAGUUUUUGGUAUUUCCUUUGCCACAGUCUCUAUUAUUAUUAAAGACAAUGAAAUAUGACGUCUUUUGCGUGUUGUUAUAUGAGCUUAUGUAGCUUCUUGACAUCCUCUUUUUAAGUGCAGGAUUUAGAUACAUGAAUCAAAAUGUUAGCGACUCGUCCCACAGGAUUUGGUGAUGCGGUUUAAAUGUUUCACAGAAAUAAUGGUGAAUCAUCUGCAUCUUAUUAAACAGAGAAGUUACUCACUAGCAGCAAAUCUACCAAACAGCUCUAAAGUAUCACAGAAUUCCCAAGGUUAGUACUGGGAUAUUCCUAGAACCAUCAGUGCUGAAACAACUAACCCUAACCCCCUAAGUCAUGGUUCAUCUGGAAUGUCUUAUUACUAGUAUUUAAAUAUUAUAUCCAGCCCUUGAAUAUACUUUUAAAUUGAUUGUUUUUUAAUUAAGUGUAUUAUUCGCUCUUAUGGGUUUCAUGCUGGAGCACAACUUUGAUCUUUGUUUUCCUACAGGCUUAACAUGCAAUAUGAGCACAUAUAGACAAUAUUUUUGACGGCAGGAAAGACAGUGAAAUUGUUUUCUGAUAGACCAUUUUAUUAUCAGCCAAAGGGCCUCUGCAGAGCUAAGGGUUCAAAAGUUUGAAAGAACAACUCUUACAUUAGGCGAGAUGAACAUGCAGCAGGAGAUGAUUUGAACAUUAAAUCCAAUCCUACCUCUUGAUAUAGCAAGCCCUUUCUUAAGUGUGUGUGUGCACGAGUGUGUGUGCGUGUGUGUAUUGCACAGCAGAUCUCUGGGCUACAGACUAUCCCUGAAA